GAGGCGGUGGCGGCGGCGGCUGCGGUGGGGGCUCGUAGGGAGUGUUGUGCAGAAGCUUCCCGGAAGGGUGAAUUGGAUUAAUUAGCUGUUGCUGUUUUUUUAAGGGGGGGGCUGAUUUGCCUUCUCUCCCCCCCCCGCCCCCCUCCUUCUCCGUGGAGAAUUGGCGCCUGGAGGAGGCGGUGGUGGCAACGCUACCGGAGGGGCCCCUGUGCGCGGUGCUCCCCCUUUCCCUCCCCUUCCCCCCCCUUCCCCCUCCCCAAGCUUGGCUUCGCUCCUGGAGGAGUUAGGGGAUUUCGUUUUGUUUGUUUUUCUUUUCCUUUUUUUUUUAUAAAUACAAAUCUGCAUAUUGAUUUUUAAACAAACAAACAAAUCCCCCCCGCACACACGCCUGCCUCUGGGAGGGAAAUAGCCAGGUGGAAUCUCACUCUGUUUCCAUGGACAACCCGUCCAUUAUCACCCAGGUGACUAACCCCAAAGAGGAGGAGAUCCUGUCCUGCACUCAGGAUAAAGUGUCCCAAUGUAAUAUCAGCUUGAAGAAGCAGAGGAGUCGAAGUAUCUUUAGCACCUUAUUCUGCUGCUUUCGUGACUACAAUGUCGAGCCACCAACUACCAACAGCACCAGUGUGCUUCCUCCUUUGGUGGAAGAGAAUGGAGGACUUCAGAAGGGUGACCAGAUGCAGGUCAUGCCUAUACCAAGUGGAAUAUACUAUUUCCACGGGACUGAAGCAGUGCAGCAGUCGUUUCACUACAAGCCACCAGCUAAAUACCUCCUGCCAGAACUGACAGCAUCAGACUAUGGGAAGAAGUGUGUGGUCAUUGAUUUAGAUGAAACUUUAGUGCACAGUUCAUUUAAGCCAAUUAGCAAUGCUGAUUUCAUCGUUCCUGUUGAAAUUGAUGGAACCAUACAUCAGGUGUAUGUUUUGAAGCGGCCACAUGUGGAUGAGUUUCUUCAGAGGAUGGGAGAGCUCUUUGAAUGUGUACUCUUCACAGCCAGUCUAGCCAAGUAUGCAGACCCAGUAGCUGACCUACUGGAUCGCUGGGGUGUGUUCAGGGCAAGGCUCUUUAGAGAAUCCUGUGUUUUCCACCGGGGAAAUUACGUGAAGGAUCUGAGUCGGCUGGGACGUGAGCUGAGCAAAGUCAUUAUAGUAGAUAAUUCUCCUGCAUCUUACAUCUUCCAUCCUGAAAAUGCAGUGCCUGUGCAGUCCUGGUUUGAUGACAUGACAGACACAGAGCUGCUAGACCUUAUUCCUUUCUUUGAAGGACUAAGCAAAGAGGAAGAAGUUUACAGUAUGCUUCAUAAACUCUGCAACAGGUAGCCCUUAAGUUUGGCUGACUUCUGCCUACUAGAUUGCAGUUGCUAGAGGCCGUCUCCACCUUUCUCAGCUCUUUCAAAUGUAAGCUUUGGGGAGGUCACCCCUAUCAGAAGUGCUACUCU
This is a messenger RNA of Pogoniulus pusillus (Red-fronted tinkerbird), 1435 nucleotides long. RefSeq names its product CTD small phosphatase like (gene CTDSPL). Bases 435 to 1316 code for a protein of 293 amino acids. The transcript has 9 exons. NCBI's taxonomy places the organism in Eukaryota, Metazoa, Chordata, Aves, Piciformes, Lybiidae. The record is from RefSeq and is a predicted model, not a curated record. Gene Ontology annotation, molecular function: RNA polymerase II CTD heptapeptide repeat phosphatase activity.